Xiphias gladius (swordfish) is the source of this 4234-nucleotide messenger RNA. RefSeq names its product caspase recruitment domain-containing protein 11. Gene Ontology annotation, biological process: regulation of apoptotic process. Gene Ontology annotation, molecular function: protein binding. The transcript has 24 exons. Lineage: Eukaryota; Metazoa; Chordata; Actinopteri; Istiophoriformes; Xiphiidae. The record is from RefSeq and is a predicted model, not a curated record. Bases 194 to 3298 code for a protein of 1034 amino acids.
UGCGCCAAGGAGUGUGUAAAAGGAGGACCUUUGAGCUCCGCGGUUUUCCAAUCAGGUGGCGCCGACUCCCUCUGACCUCAAUCCUCAGUUUCAAUCUUGACUCGUCUCUGUACCUGGAUGGGAUGUGGACAACUUGAUAACCCGGCGGUAUUUACUUUCUCGUCCUUAAAGUAUACACACGCAGGUUGGAGACAUGAGUGGUGUCACAGUUUGGGCAGCGGAUGGGGACAUAGCCCUGGAGGAGGUGCGAUCUUCUCCCCCCUGGACAGAGGAGCGCUGUGAGGAGCUGUGGGAUCGUGUGGAAGGAGUACGACACAAGCUCACGCGCAUCCUAAACCCGGCCAAAAUCACCCCAUAUCUGCGGCAGUGCAAGGUCAUCGAUGAACAGGAUGAAGAUGAGGUGCUCAAUUCCACGCAGUACCCCCUACGCAUCAGCAAGGCUGGUCGUUUGCUGGACAUUCUGCAUUGUCAGGGCCAGCGAGGUCUUCAGGCCUUCAUGGAAUCGCUAGAGUUUUACCACCCAGAGCAGUACACACAGCUGACUGGAAAACAGGCCACACAGCGAUGCUCCCUCAUACUGGAUGAGGAAGGCCCAGAGGGUUUGACCCAGUUUCUGCUUCUGGAGGUGCGUAAACUGAGGGAGCAGCUUCGAAAUAGCCGUAUGUGUGAGCGGCGCCUGUCGCAGCGCUGCCGGAUGGCGGAGGAGGAACGCAGCCGUGCUGAACGGAAAGCGCAGGAGUUACGUCACGACAGACUGCAGCUCGAGAGACUGCGUCAGGACUGUGAGUCAGCCAGCCGAGAACUGGGAAAGCUGAAGGACAGACACCUUGAGCAGGCUGUGAAGUACUCCAGGGCCUUGGAGGAGCAAGGCAAGGCCUCCACCCGAGAGAGAGAACUACUGAGGAUGGUAGAGGAGCUAAAGUCAAGGUUGGCAGAGACAGAGAAACAAACAGACGGUGCUCCAGAGAAUACUACGGCAGCCAAAGAAAACAGGUGGCUCUCUAAUGGAGUAAAUGGUUCUCCACCGGCUUUACCAGAGAAGCCACUGCGCCAUGCUGAAGUUCAGAAAGCUGAGAGUACAGAAACUCAGAAGAGGGACUCGGUUCCUGCCACUGGCGUCAUAGCUCUAAUGGAUAUCCUGCAGCAGGACCGCAGGGAGGCUUCAGAGCAGAGGCAGGAGCUCUGCGAUAUCCUCACCAGACUACAGGGAGAGCUACAGAGCACUGAGGAGCACAGGGACAAGCUGGAGUCGCAGUGCGAGCAGCUACAGCUGAAGGUGAGGACUCUCCAGCUGGACUGGGAGACUGAGCAGAAGAGGAGUAUGUCCUAUUUCAACCAGAUCGUGGAAGUGGAAAAGGAGAGAGACCAGGCUCUGCGUAGUCGAGACAGCCUGCAAUUGGAGUACACUGACUGUCUGCUUGAUAAGAACCGUCUGCGUAAACGCAUUGCAGAGCUGCAGGCCAACCUGGAGCAGCAGCAGAGGGAGCUGGAAGGAGAGAGGGAGCGGAGCCAGGAGCAGUUGGAGCAGAGCAGCCACUGUCUGAACUGUUCCCACCUGUCUCUGUGCAGUGAGGAACAGUGCUAUGGCCCCUGCUGUUCCCUUGGCCUGGACCUGAGCCCAUGGGCCAAUAGCAGCCACCAGCUGCUAAGAAAGACACCAUCUAGAGGCCAAGCCAAUGAAAACUCUGAGGAUUCUUGUUCCAAUUCAGAGGAGAAUCUCCUGUCAUCAACAGAAAACAAUGAAAAGGAAAUAAAUCGACUCUCCAUAUUCCCCUUUCCUCCUUGUAUGAAUUCCAUCAACCGACGAGUAAACACAGAGUUUGACUUGGACUCCUGGGGCAGUGAUGAGAAUGAUAACAUUACAGGUGAGCAGACUGAACCUACUAUGUGGGAUUCCUCGAACUCCUUAAACUCUCAUCUCUUCCCCCCUGACCUGGUCAACCUGCCUGCAGUCUCUUCACACCAACCCAAUCCAAGCGUUUCCAGAAUACCCCCCCGCUCCCCAUCUUCAAGUCCCCCCGCCUUACCAAGGCACGGAAGAGCCAGUCUAGCUGAUGAUAUCACGAUAGUUGGAGGCAACCAAACAGGGAUUUUUGUGAGCCAUGUGAGAGCUGGUUCCCCAGCUGAACAAUGUGGACUGAAGGAGGGAAGUGAACUGCUGGAGCUGGAGCGGGUUCUUUUUGGUGGGGGCAGUGUCCUGCUGCACCAGUGCACUGCUGAAGUAGCCCACUUUUCUCUCCAGUGGUGGACAGAGCCUUCAACACUCAAACACCAGAGCAACCCAGAGGCAUACUCAAAGCUGUGCUCCCAGCUCUCAUCACCCACUUUUAUGGGGGCUGACUCUUUCUAUGUGCGUGUCAAUCUCAAUAUGGAGCCUCACGGUGACCCGCCGUCUCUAGGUGUGUCCUGUGAUGACAUUAUACAUGUCACAGACACAAGGUACAAUGGGAAAUACCACUGGCGCUGUUCCGUUGUGGACCUACGCACAGCCAAGCCCCUGCAGGCAGGAACCAUGCCCAACUACAACAGGGCACAACAGUUGUUACUUGUAAGGCUACGAAAAAUGGCCCUGGAGCAAAAGGACUUAAAGAAGAAGGUGUUCUCAAAGAAAGCUUCUGGCCGUGUACGAUUGGUCAAGGCAGUGGACCCCAGUUGCCGUGGGAUUGGCUCCACACAGCAGGUCCUUUACACACUCAGCAAACGUCACGAGGAGCACUUGAUCCCUUACAGUUUGGUGCAGCCAGUGCAGGUUCAGACUAAGCGGCCGGUCAUCUUCUCCCCCUCUCUUCUCUCGCGUGGUCUCAUAGAGAGGCUGCUACAACCAGCAGAGUCUGGUUUGAACUUCAACACCUGCCCCCCAGAGCCUAUCCAGGCUUCAGAGAGACGAGACAAGAGCGUGUUCUUGUUGGAUUCCUGCAGUCUAGAGCAGGCUCUGGGCAUACGGCUGCAGUCAAUACAGGAUGUCAUGAGCCAGGACAAGCACUGUCUGCUGGAGCUGGGGCUGCCCAGUGUUGAGGGCUUAGUGAGACAGGGGAUUUACCCUAUUGUCAUUCAUAUCCGCCCCAAAAACAAAAAACACAAGAAGCUCAGGAAGUUCUUUCCACGGUGUGGGGAGGACAGCGUUAUGGAGGAGGUGUGCCAGGCCGAGGAGCUUCAGCUGGAGACACUGCCCCUGCUCUUCUACACCCUGGAGCCCAGCACCUGGAGCUGCACUGAUGAGCUGCUGGCAGCCAUACGCAAUGCCAUCCUUAGCCAGCAGAGGGCAUUAGCAUGGUUCGAACUGGAUAGGCUGCAAUAGAAGAGAGAUAUAGAAUGAGUGCUUAAGUGCAAACUAGAUUCUCCUCUCUUUGAAUAAAGAAUAUGGCAGAAAACCACAGUAAAGUCUCAAUAGAGGAUUAUCAUUAAGUGUUAGAUAACCCUACUAUUCUUUGGACCUACAUGGAAUCUCAGAGAAAGCCAGAUUAGUCCUAUGUGCAUGCAUGCAUGCAAACAGAAAUUUCAUAAUUCUCAUCUAUAUAGCCAAGCUGGACUGGCUACAAUGGGAGAAUGGUGAAAAAAAUUAAAAAAUAAGCAGAUUUGUCUAUCACAAGGAAGGUCAGUACAGACCUAUCUGUAAUUAGCUGUUUUUAUCAACAUGACUUUAACCAUGUUUCUUUUUUCUAUUCAGACAGUUUACUAAACAUAAACUUUUAUUAUAGUGCAUUAAGUGCACUUUCAAAAUUAGGCUCAAGCAUCACACAAGGUGCCCAUUUUUUUUAAGGCAUUUGGGUUACUGGUCACUGAGUUACGUUGUGAGUGGAAAGUGAAGCUGUGAGGACAGAAAGAGGGACCAAGAAUAUAGGUGAUGGAGAUUAUAAUAUGUUGUAGGAUGGGAUGUAGGGAGGGAGAAAAUCUGCUCAUCCACAUUUUAUAUUGGCAGUAUAGUCUGUCUCCUUUUUUGGGCUGAAUUAAGCUUUAGGACAUACAGUAAAUCAAUUACACAGUACAGAUCAUACUUAAAGAUAUCGCGCUGAUAAAACUGUAGUUAUAUGAAUACAGUUUUUUAAGAGAAAAUUUGUUAAUUUCUGGAUUUUCUUGAGGUCGGCUAUGUUUGAAUGGUCAAGUAGUGCUACAUUUUUUUUUACAUUGUACAACGGAAGCUUUAGCUCACUAUGACCAAAUGGUUUUGUUUUGUUAUUGCCAAAUGUACUUUUUUUGUAACAAGUUUAAAAAAUAUAUUAAACUGUACUUCACU